UACCGCAGCAGAUUGACAACAAUAGAUGUAAUUUCAUUUUUCAUCAAGCGAAGUUUACAGCAGUGUGAUUUGUUCAACUCAGCAUUCUGGAUUUCUCAGUUGAUAGGCUUGUAUCGAGGGAUCUAUUUUAGUAAAUAUUAUAUGAAGAGUGUUGGAAAGAGAAAUGCAUAACAAUUCCAGUAGCGGGGUCCAGUCAAGGACUAUAAGCAUAGUCUCUUGUAUUGUGCUUUCAGAGGCCAUGAUCAUCGUAGUAGCCAACACAUUAGCACUGGCUGUUUUCUUGAGAAAGACAUUUCGCAUCAAAAAGUCGAACUAUCUACUCUUAAACUUAACAGUGGCUGAUUUAUUGGUAGGACUGUCGCUGAUAGUUUCAGAAACUGAUGAAGUUGCAAGUUUUAAGUCUGGUGUAUUCAAGACUACCUGUACAUUAUUUAACGUUAUAUCAACCGACGGAUCUCUGUUCUCUUUUACAGGAAUUGCUAUUGAGAGAGCAUAUGCGGUCUUAGCGCCUCUCAAACAUCGUCUUCUUGGAAACAAGCCUUACAUUAUUGUCAUUUUCCUGGUUUGGGUUGCUGCGAGUGUAGUUAACUUGGGGGUAAUCAUAAUAUUAAUAAACGAACAAGCAAUCGGAAGUAUUCUGGUUAACCUUAAAAUGGCCGUUACUUUUAUUUCUCUUGUUGUUGUGUUCUUGUGUUAUCUGGCCAUCUGGAUCAAGGUGAAAUUUGAUAAAUCUCUUCCAAACGGAAGACAAGCCAAGAGAAGCACCAAACUGACAUUCACACUCUUUAUUGUAACGCUUGUGUCUCUGGUUUGCUAUCUACCCACUAUUACCUUGGUUGUUUUACAUAUAGAUUGGUUACACAAAGAUGGAACUAGAAAAUUGUUUUAUCCGGUGUUAGUGUUACUAUACGCCAAUUCAUUUGUUAACUUUAUAAUUUACUCCGUCCGAAUGCCUGAGUUCAAGAAAGAAUUGUUCAAGAUUUUCAGAAAUUUCCUUCCGUUGUGUGCGCAAUCAUCUCAAGAAGAAUUCCCCAGUUACUUACAGCAUAUGGAGAGCAGAGGUCAGCCCUCACUGAUUAUGGUAAAUAUGGUACGAUCAAGUUAAAACGAAAUCACAACCUCUCAGAAGACACCAUCUUGUUAACUCUAGCCCUAGCCCUGUAGCAUGUUACAUUACUUAACCAUUUUGAUCGAAAAUAUCGCAGAUGCCAGCUUUCAAAAGAGCCAAUCGAAAUAGAUGCUUUCCCACUGUUAGGAUGACAAGAAGCGUCUGACAAAUGGCUCUGUAAGUGAGACCCGACAUUUACCUUAUGGGCUUUCGGUCUCGACUGAGAGAAGAGAUGAGUCUUCAUUAGCUUUAGUGCUCUCCCUGUCCUGGUCCCUUCACCGGGAUAGCGGAGUUUCUUUAUCCCUUCAACAGUUUCCUGCAGACUCGUGUACUUGCCGAACGGAAUAGGCACGGACGCAAAGGUCGAAUACAAGCCGACGCCGACCCGAGUCUGAGACGAAGCAAUUCCGAAUCCCGAGGCUAUUCGCUGUGUGAAGUCGAGCAUUCGCUUGAAGUUACCACAUGCCGAUGCUUCGAUGCUGCGAGAGCCGUCGACGAUAAAACCCAGUUCUACUUGACCAUAGCAACCUGAAGUACAUAACAUCGUGUCAACGUGCGAGCUCAAAACUUCAAUAGUGUUGUCGGAAUAUUAUAAGACCGCAACUCCAUCGACUAGUCACAAUCAUUCAUCUCCAUGGCCAUACCAAGAUUAUCGCAUCUAUCAUGCCGCCAUCCUAAUCACCAUCAUCAUCAUCACAGUCAUAAAGUAUCUCUGUCAUCAUCACCAUAAAAAUCGAGUUAUACUCUCUGUGGAAUCGUGGACCGCCACUGAGAAUAUUAACUCUCUUGAUCUACCCUACUUACAUCAUAAUCACUAUAUUAUCAUAAUGACAUAAUUCAUAAUAUCAUUAUUAUCAUUAUAAUCAUUAGCAUCUUAGUCAUCUGCCACGGCAUAACAAUCAAGUUACACACUCUCUUCAGAAUUGUAGUAGUAUAUUAAACUACGCAAACUGUACAACAUCUGAUCGACAUUUGAUCACAUCUAUCACUCUGGUAAAAAGCGUAUAAAAAUAAGAAUUAGGGAGCUAAAGGACAUCAGACCUUCUUGAUACGUUCGUUUAGUACAAAGCCUGAUUUUGCCUUCUAUGUCAUACUUUUUAUAUUCAUUCCUACAUUUGUUCUUACUUACGGUUAUAGGGCUCCACAAGUUCAACACCAUAAGCCUUCCUUGCCAACAUGAACGAAAUAAUCGCCGCUAACAGAAGAAAACUUGACAUCUUCAUUUUUCAGGGGACGUGUUGUCUCAAUUUUUUUGAACAAGCCACCGUCAAAUAUUCAAUUCAUUUGUAAGUCUAUUUUCUGGUUCUUUGGAUUGUUUACGAAUACAGGCUGUUUGUAUUUGAGAAAACGCAAAUUUUAUUUUGGUUGUACAGCAUGUGGCCCGAAUACUAAAAUUACAACCUUUCCAGUAAAGGGGGAAAUUGAAACUUUUAUUAAUUGAUUAAAGUAUUAUUGAUAAC
Messenger RNA from Nematostella vectensis (starlet sea anemone), 2568 nucleotides. Its product is annotated as QRFP-like peptide receptor. Gene Ontology annotation, molecular function: G protein-coupled receptor activity. The transcript has a single exon. The record is from RefSeq and is a predicted model, not a curated record. Gene Ontology annotation, biological process: G protein-coupled receptor signaling pathway. Lineage: Eukaryota; Metazoa; Cnidaria; Anthozoa; Actiniaria; Edwardsiidae. Bases 164 to 1105 code for a protein of 313 amino acids. Gene Ontology annotation, cellular component: membrane.